This is a messenger RNA of Musca domestica (house fly), 647 nucleotides long. RefSeq names its product ragulator complex protein LAMTOR4 homolog (gene Lamtor4). The record is from RefSeq and is a predicted model, not a curated record. Gene Ontology annotation, molecular function: guanyl-nucleotide exchange factor activity. Gene Ontology annotation, biological process: positive regulation of TOR signaling; cellular response to amino acid stimulus. Gene Ontology annotation, cellular component: lysosome; Ragulator complex. The transcript has 3 exons. Bases 83 to 445 code for a protein of 120 amino acids. NCBI's taxonomy places the organism in Eukaryota, Metazoa, Arthropoda, Insecta, Diptera, Muscidae.
AAUUCCCAUUUAGUUCUUUGUUUUUUAUUAUCACGGCGGCUGUUUUCUACUAGGAAGCUUUGUAGUCUGGAUCUCGGAAAAAAUGGAAAAAUUUGCAAAUCAAAUUGGAUUUUUGGUCUUGAAGGACGAUGGUGCCGUUCUGGAAUCCGGUGGGGAAUUGGAGAACGAUGAAAGAAGUGCCAAUAUAUUUCUAGAUCUUAUCAAUUUAACCGAAAGUGUCGAUGAGAAUUUCAUGCCAAACAGUAGCUGCGAAAGAAUUUCCAUUGUUUAUGAAGAUCACAGCUAUAACAUUUGCAUGUCCAACAGACGUAUCUAUAUUGUCAAAUUGCGCAAUGGUUCGGCCAACAGUCGUAUGGGUGGUCUGGGUGUGUCUUCCAACAGCAGUGUCUAUGUGGAUGCCAAUGAGGGCAAUAUGAGCUCAACCGGUGCCGCUUUGCUUACUUGAGGAGAAUCAAGCACUGUCUGUUGCGUUUUCUGCGCCCAUAGCAUUCGCCGCCAGCGCAGUCCCAUGGCGGACAGUGCUUGCCUCCCCACACAGAAUACCAAGGAUCGUUCACGUAGAUUUAAUUGGAAAACACCAUUCAUAUAUUUGAUAAUUUUGUUUAUUUGUCAGAGAAUACACCAUCUUUAAUAUCAUGUUCAGUAAA